AUGCUUAAUAUUAACUCAAAACCUAUAAAUAAGUUAGGAGAUAUUCAAGGAAUGCUACAAUUAACAAUUAAUGGGACUUUUUAUUUUCAAACUUUGAGUGACUUAGAAAAAAAAAACUUCUCAAACACGCUAAUAGAAGAGCUCACACUUAUGAUUCCUGCAGAGAAGGGCAGAUUAGAAUCAAAUGAGUAUCAUCAAUUAAAUAGGUCUUAUCAAACAAAUGUUUUUUAUACAGAUGAUUGUCAUCAAUCUUCUCAAUUAUAUGAGGAUUAUAAAUUUAGAACACUCCCGAGAAUUCUCAUCCCACUAUUCAUUAGUAAGGCAAAAGUUGGUGAAAAAUUGACUGCCACAGAAAUAAAGGAUUUUUUACACCGGUUAAUAGGAAAUAAAGUAUAUACGGGUAUAUCAACGGGAAAUGCUACAAAGUUCUUAGAUAGAGCUUACGGAUUUCAAACUCAAACUUAUCAAGAAACCAAAGAAUCGGAUCAAAAAGUUAAAGAAGAAUCAGAUCUAGAAGUUAAAGAACAUAGUUUAAUAUUCAUUGCAUCAUGGUUGAAUGGUAUACGAACAAUUAAAAGUGUAUCUGGGAACUAUACACAAUCACGCACCAUAUCUUACGUUGACCUCAUGAAAUUGCACUGUUCUCAAACAAGCGUUUCUGAUGUUGUAAGUUAA
Dentiscutata erythropus is the source of this 675-nucleotide messenger RNA. NCBI's taxonomy places the organism in Eukaryota, Fungi, Glomeromycota, Glomeromycetes, Diversisporales, Gigasporaceae. The record is from the annotation of a GenBank genome assembly.